Molecule: messenger RNA, 1995 nt
Organism: Corticium candelabrum
Lineage: Eukaryota; Metazoa; Porifera; Homoscleromorpha; Homosclerophorida; Plakinidae
Product: tetraspanin-9-like
Exons: 5
Coding region: 716-1441 (241 amino acids)
Cellular component (GO): plasma membrane
Source: RefSeq, a predicted model, not a curated record
UCUGUUUGUCGGACGAAGCGACUGACCUGUAAGUACACUAGUGCGUCUUUAUUCAUUUUUGUUACAGUAUCCUGAACAGAGACUCCUAAUCUCCAUGUGCUUGUGCAUGUUUUUCCACAUUGAUGUUUGUUUGACUCUGGCGGCUCUCAACUCAAAUGAUGGCGGUUAGACGUAUUACUGUGUAAAUACAGUAGGCGUAACCACCACGUGAAGGGAUUUUCAAUGGUGUCAAAUUCAUGAGUGUUCCUCAGCUGCCUUACACACACUAUACACGUCUUAGCACCUGUGGUGUCCAUGUGCACCAGCCGAGGGUUUAGCACUGUAUAGUGCUUCUCUAUUCAUUUAGAUAGUUGUGAGAACUAGGAUGUAAAAUUAGUGCUAAUGUCUUACAAGUAUAUUGGUGUGAAUAUGAAAGUCAUGAUUUGCUGGUUAUAACAUGAGUUGUACCAAAUCUACAUAGGUAGUAAAUCAGUACAUUUCAUCGACUGAUACCACAGCAUAUCCUGAUUUGAUACAUUCCUGAUUUGAUACAUUAAUACUAUGCGUCUUGAGAAAUACCCCUAAUUUGUGGAAAUGAGAAUUUCUGUAAUAGAAUGUCAAAUGGUUGUGAUGAAAUUGUUUGACUCUUCUGUUGAUUUGUGUUUUUGAAGUCUUGUUUUUUUGUUGCAGAGUUUUAUGAUUUUUGUCAUCUGCUUUGGAGGGGUUAUGUUUCUUAAUGGCAAGUGGCUUCGUAUUGUUUAUGGAUAGUUUGUGUACUGUGUCUUGUAUAGGGUUCUUGGGAUGCUGUGGUACGCUUAACGAAAAUAAAUGUAUUCUCAAAAUGUUUUGUUGUCUUACCAUCCUUCUCAUAUUGGGAGAAAUUGGAUUAUCUCUUGUGGUGUGGCUUUUGCAAGAUGAUAUUGAGUCAUACAAACAGAAGAUGUGGAGAGGUUUUGGUGACCCUAUUCGGAUAUAUCUGCAAACGGAGCUGGAUUGCUGUGCCUAUCUUCACAGUAAUGUUCAAAUAGAACAUGAGCGAAAGUUCAAGUCUUUUCAGCAUGGAUCUUGUUACCGGGACAACUUAGUCAGAUCUAAUGACUUAGCCCUCAAUGUUUCUUUGUCUGACAUCAUCAAGCCUGCGUGUCAAGAGGCAAUUACGCGGUGGUUGACAGACCAUAGGGCGGUGCUCAGUGUGGCUGGUUCACUGUUUAUCUGUUUACAGAUUGUGGCUAUUAUGUAUGUCUGUUUUUUCCUUUGUUCGGAUGAUUCUAGUUCAUUGAACUCUGCUGAUCAACCGCUUCCACAAAGAAAGAAGCACCCUAACUUUGGCUUGGUGAACAACAGGGUUGUACCUCUUGAGCUUGAGGAUUUUGAUGAUUCUGGUCAUAGAUACAACUUACACCAAACAACUGACGAACAGCUCGCACUGCAGCGGCGACCUGUACCACGUAGUGAAAGCUAGUAGUACGCUAUCAAUGGAUAUUUUGACGAACGUAGAGGAUACAAUUACACUACUGUAGCAAAUAAACUCCAGGGACAUGUUUUAGUGUACAAUUUUUGAAGAUUGUAACUAGGCGAUAUGGUGCAGUAAUGGCAGUUGCGUUAUAGCAGAGACCCUGAGAGGAAUCCCCAAGGGAAAACCAAAGGCAACUUGCCAUUGGAUGAUGAGUUGACUGACGUGCAUUUGGCGGGCGCAGCUAGACGUGUGUGAUCAGAGAAAUUUAGUGGACAAGUGUGAGUUCCCAGCUUAACUGCUGCUGCUAGACAACAGAGUCUAGACAUCCCUUAGGUUGGCGUACUAUGUUUGUGUUGAUAUACGGAAGUCUUUUUCUUGAUUAUUUGAAAUCUGUGUUUCAUGAAUGAAUUCAUAAUAGCGGUUGUGCUGCAUUAACAUAAAUCAAUGAAGUAUGUACUUGCUGUUAGAAUGAUAUUGCCAUAGAAUGUAAUUUCUGACGCUGCUGUACCUGGUUUUAAUGAAUUUCUACGCUGUGCACAUGAUUAGAUUGAUCUAGAGAA